AUGUCAAGCUACAUGGGCUCCUCCGCACAUCAUCAAGGCGUUAAGAGUAGUGAAGGCUGCCCCACUGCAUGGAAGUUAGCCCGCUCCGCAACAGCAAAUCCUCCAUCCAAAACACAAGCCGCUUCUUCCCAUGCAGCGUGCCGAGCACGGUUCUCAGGCGACUUCCACAUAGGGAAUAAAAAUCCUGAAAAUGGAUGGAAAGGCGAUCGCGCCCUGGAAGCCCCGCAGCAGCCCGCUCAGGUCCUGCGGCGUAAGCGAAGUUGCGCGGAGAGAGCCGGCACUCGGUGCCGCUCGGCCGCGCAGCCCCGCGGACCUCUCCGCGGCGGGCGGCUGAAGGGAGCGGUGUGCAGCGCGGAUCGCCGCGCGAGGAAGCCGCCGCCGCUGUUGCUCGGCCGCCUCCCGGCGGGGCCGACUGCUGGCCCAGGCGGCCGCUGCCUGGGGGGGCUCGGGAUGCGGUGCCCGCGGCGCCCCGGAGCCCGCGCUUGUCCCGGCGGCGGCGGCAGCGGCGGAUCCGGCUCGGCUCUGCCGCGGCCGCCCGCGCCCCGCUCUGGCGCUGCCAGCCGACCCUCCCCGCGGCUGACAUCACCGCCAGGAGGAGGGGCGACACCGGGGAUGCGAAUAGCCGAGCCGAGGGGGGUUCCCCCUCCCGGAGCCGCCCUGCCUGCUCCUCGCAGAGAAUCCCCCGACAGCGGCGGCGUGGCCGCUCCGCCGCCUCGCCGGGAGGGCGGCCCCAGUCCCCGCUGGCGGCCCCCCCCCCACCCCCCGCCUCGCAGCCACGGGCCCGGCGCGGCCCGGCGGUGCUGCCCCGCCCGGGGCCGGGGAAGGCGGACCCUCAGGCCCCGGACUCGGGUCCGGAGCGGGGCGCGGCGCUUCCAGCUCGGGGGUGUGGAACAGCGCUGCGCCGGAGGGUCGCUCCUGUCCCCCUUCCUCCGCGCGCCGCCUGCACAGCGGCGGGAAGAGGAGGAUGAGCGAGCCCACCGUCGGCGCCUUCGCGCGGCCCCGGCUGGAGCAGCGCCCGUGGCCGCAGAGGCGCUCGGAGGCGCUCGCCGCCCCCAGCUCCGCCACCCGGCGCCCCGCUGCGGGGCCGCGACCUCGGCAGUGCGGCAGAUGCUCCCUUCGCCCUCCCGGCGGAGCCCGAGACGGGGAGGGAGAGGCUGCGAGCCGCCGGCGGACCCAGAUCCCGAUGCAGAGCAGCCGCGUCGCCGAGGCUCCGCGGGAACGGGCGGGGGGCGCCGGGCAGCGGCGCUGCGGCGGAACGCUCUUCCCGGGCACGGUGCCCACGCAGGGGCUCGGAGCCGGCGGUUGAGCCCAACCUUUCCCGGCGGCGGGUGUUCGGCGCUCGGGGAGGCGGCGUGGAAGUGCGGCGAACGGACGGGCUCGCGUCGGCGGGCGCUCCUCGGGGCCGGAGUGUCGGUGAGGCCGGGAGACCCGGCCAGGGGCGCCGGGAACGAGUCGCGGGAUCGCGCCGCAACCUCAGACGGGGACCAGCUGAGACGGGGCGAGGCGGGUGGGAGAGCAAGGGUGGCCUGGGGGCGGAUGCCUGUCAGCCGUCGAGCCGCAGUGUCCCUGCCGGGCCGGGUCCCGCGCGCCGUGCAGGCGCGCGCCAGCCUGCGGGUCUGCCAAGCAGGGACAGGCGGUGGGACCCCGCUCGGGAGGCGCUUCCCCGGGCGCCGCUGGCCGCGUUAG
This is a messenger RNA of Dryobates pubescens (Downy woodpecker), 1686 nucleotides long. RefSeq names its product translation initiation factor IF-2-like. The record is from RefSeq and is a predicted model, not a curated record. The transcript is spliced from 2 exons. Lineage: Eukaryota; Metazoa; Chordata; Aves; Piciformes; Picidae. The coding region runs from base 1 to 1686 and encodes 561 amino acids.